Molecule: messenger RNA, 1323 nt
Organism: Morus notabilis
Lineage: Eukaryota; Viridiplantae; Streptophyta; Magnoliopsida; Rosales; Moraceae
Product: phosphoglycerate mutase-like protein AT74
Exons: 2
Coding region: 101-997 (298 amino acids)
Molecular function (GO): phosphatase activity
Source: RefSeq, a predicted model, not a curated record
CCCGUCAAAACCACCACUGAGAUUACAUUACUAAUUGUUUUUUUUAAUUUUGAUAACCAAGACAGUCGGAAAGAGAUCAAAUCCGAAAGAGACGAAGAAAAUGUCGCCGCAGCAACACCACAACCACAAGGCAGGCCUUCCAAAGCGGAUAAUCCUGAUGCGCCACGGCGAGUCUCAGGGCAACCUCGACGGCGCCGCCUACACCACCACCCCCGACUACCGGAUCCCCCUCACCGACAACGGCCUCGCCCAGGCGAGUUCCGCUGGCGCCCGCCUCCGCGACGUCGUCUCCGGCGGCGGAUGUGCCAAGUCGUGGCGCGUUUACUUCUACGUGUCGCCUUACGAGCGCACACGCUCCACGCUCCGGGAGGUCGGGAAAUCCUUCUCGAAGAGGCGCGUGAUUGGCGUGCGGGAGGAGUGUCGGAUAAGGGAACAGGACUUCGGGAACUUCCAGGUUGAGGACACAAUGAAGGCCACCAAGCAGACCAGAGAGAGGUUCGGAAGAUUCUUCUACCGUUUCCCCGAGGGCGAAUCGGCUGCCGACAUUUUCGAUCGCGUUUCGAGUUUUCUUGAAUCUUUGUGGAGGGACAUAGACAUGAAUAGGCUUCACCGUGACCCUACAGAUGAACUGAAUCUUAUAAUCAUCUCUCAUGGGCUGACAUUGCGAGUCUUCCUCAUGAAGUGGUUCAAGUGGACAGUCGAGCAAUUCGAGCAACUGAACAAUCUUGGCAACUGCAAGUUCCGAGUCAUGCAGUUGGGAUCUGGUGGAGAAUACAGCCUGGCAAUCCAUCACACAGAGGAAGAGCUACUAGAAUGGGGCCUUUCUCCGGAGAUGAUAGCUGAACAAAAAUGGCGAGCUGGUGCCAACAGAAGUGAUUGGAAUGAAAAAUGCCCUUGGUAUCUCGACUCUUUCUUCGACCAAUUUGCUGACUCAGAUGACAGUGAAGAAGAUAAUAAAUGUGACAAAAAUAAUCACACAAUUCAGACACUCAAUUGAUUCUUUUGAGUAUGCACCAUUACCCCUCAGUUUGGUUGGAAUUCUUUUGACUUGAUCUGUACUUGAUUGCUGUGUAUAUUAACGUCUAAUGUUUAAUUACAGUAACUUCCCAAUAUCAUACAUGAAAGUUCUUAAAAUGGGAUUGGAUUAAAGUUAUCUUGAUAGAAGAAAGUUCUAUAUGUUUGCAGACUAUAUAGAAAUGUUAUAUACAGUGUCUUUGCUAUUUAAAGGUCUGUACUUCGCCUAUACUAAAGCAAAAAUCUGCACUGUUAGUCUAUUUAUUUACCGGGCGCAAAUUUAUUUCCAUGACCUUGGUCCCUUCAAGA